Molecule: messenger RNA, 2421 nt
Organism: Cavenderia fasciculata
Lineage: Eukaryota; Evosea; Eumycetozoa; Acytosteliales; Cavenderiaceae
Gene: ddx42
Product: putative RNA helicase
Exons: 4
Coding region: 1-2421 (806 amino acids)
Molecular function (GO): RNA helicase activity; ATP binding; RNA binding
Source: RefSeq, a predicted model, not a curated record
AUGAAGAGAAUUAAUCCUUUAGAUAAUAAUAAUAAUAAUAAUAAUGAAGGACAACAACAACAACCUAAAAUACAAUUCAACUUUCAACAAACAACAAUAGUUCAACAACCAUCACAGAUAAAGAAACAAAAGGUUGAUGGUGAGGAUAUGACUGCUACUGUUAUUAGUAGUAGUAAUAUAGUACAACCUAUAACAAGUAUAAAACCAAUGUCAUUUAAUUUAGCACCUGCCAAGCCAUCAGCAGUAGCUGCUGGUAGUAGUGUAAAGACUUUAUUUGGAUUUGGAAAGAAACCAGCUGCAACAGUUGCAUCUAUGUUUAAUACAAAUGAUGAUGAUGGUAUCAUUCAUAAGCCACCUCCAAAACCAAUGUCAUUUAAUCCUUCUUUGUCCCAGUCGAUGAUGAACCAAUCGAAUCCUCCACCACCACCUCCUCCUUCUUCUUUUGUCAACAACAACAACAAACCAUCCAAUUCAAGUGCUGAAGAAGAUGAUGAUGAUGUUGAUCCAUUAGAUGCAUUUAUGAUGGGUGUACAGAAACAAGUAGAAAAGGAAAAUACAGAACCUCCUUCCCAAAAAAAUGCAGCUAAAAGAGAUGAUAUCGAUGAAGAAGAUGAUGAAGAGAAAUAUUAUAAAGCUAGAAAAGAACAUCAACAACAACAACAAAAUAAUCAAACAACCAAUAAUAAUAAUAGUAAAGACAACAGUGAUGAUCUUUUAAAAGAUGAUGAUGAUGAAGAUUUUGAUAUCAAUUUAUUACAAGAUAAUGAUGACGAUUCAGAUGACGACGAUAAGAAAUCAUCAUCAAUUAAAAAGAAACGUAUUAUAGAACCAUUGGCAGCAUUGGAUCAUAGCAAGAUUGAAUACGAAGAAUUUGAUAAAUGUUUCUAUGAGGAGCAUGCAGAGAUUAGCGCAUUGACACCAGAAAGAGUAUUUCAGUUACGUCGUGACUUGGAUAUUCGUGCAACUGGCAAUGAUCUCAUUAAUCCCAUUACUGGAUUUGGACAUAUUGGAUUCGAUGACAUUAUGAUCCAAUCCAUCCAAAAACAAGGUUAUGAAACUCCAACCUCUAUUCAAAAGCAGGCUGUACCUAUUGCAUUGUCUGGUCGUGAUUUAAUAGCUAUUGCUAAAACGGGAUCUGGUAAAACAGCAUCCUUUAUUUGGCCUGCCAUCGUUCAUAUAAUGAAUCAACCAUAUCUUGAAAAAGGUGAUGGUCCAAUCGCCGUAUUUGUCUCUCCAACUCGUGAAUUGGCUCAUCAAAUCUAUAUGGAAACUCAAAAAUUUGCUAAACCUUACAAAAUCAAAACUACAGUAGUUUAUGGUGGAGUAACAAAAUUAUUACAAUGUAGAGAAUUAAAAGCUGGAUGUGAAAUAUUGGUUGGAACACCUGGCAGAAUCAUUGAUAUGAUUAAAUUAAAGGCAACUAAAAUGAAUCGAUGUACCUUUUUAGUAUUGGAUGAAGCAGAUAGAAUGUUUGACAUGGGUUUUGAACCACAGGUACAAUCAAUCAUUGGACAAAUCAGACCGGAUCGUCAAACUUUAUUAUUCUCUGCAACCUUUCCAAAUGCCAUUGAACAAUUGGCAAGAAACAUUUUAACUGAUCCAAUUAGAAUUUCAAUUGGUAAUUCUGGUUCUGCAAAUCAAGAUAUUAAACAAUUUGUUAAAGUAUUACCAAGUGAUGGAGAGAAAUGGGGAUGGUUAACUGAAACGUUACCAUUAAUGUUGACUGAAGGAAAUGUGGUGAUAUUUGUUAGUACAAAGGUGGCAGUAGAACAACUUUCAACCAAUCUUUUAAAGUUUGGAUUUUUAGCAGAUGGUAUUCAUGGUGACAAGGAUCAACAAGAGAGAACGCAGAUUAUCAGUCGAUUCAAAUCGGGAACAGUUCCCAUUCUUGUUGCUACCGAUGUUGCAGCUCGUGGUUUGGAUAUUUCACUUAUUAAAAAUGUUGUCAAUUUCGAUGUUUCUAGAGAUAUUGAUUCACAUACUCAUCGUGUUGGUAGAACUGGAAGAGCUGGCACUCAAGGUACAGCUCACACUUUAAUCACUCCAAAAGAUACCCACUUUUCAGCAGAUUUGGUUAGACAUUUAGAAGAAGCAAAUCAAAACGUACCACCAGAAUUAAUUACCGUUGCAAUGAAUAAUCCUCAUUUUAAAAGAGAAAGAGGUGGAAAUAAUAGUAGUGAUAGAGGUGGUGGAAGAGGAAGAGGUGGAGGAAGAGGUGGUGGAAGAGGUGGAGGAAGAGGCAGAGGUAGAGGAAGAGGUACUGGUAUUGGUUUUGGUAGAAAUACAGAUAAUAAUCAACAACAACAAAAUAAUACGAAUAAUAAUAAUAAUUUUAGAUCAAAUAAUAACGCACCAAAAGGAUUUGUUAGAGCUAGUACUACUUUUGAUAGGAAUGAAGAAGAUACCAAAUAUUUUGAUUAA